AUGAUGGAAGGACGAGGGUCGCUGUCGUCCUACCGAGGUAAAGAAUCAGGGGGAGAUAUGAAUAGCGACGCGCGAAACAUCAAUGAGCUUAGCAAUGCGCUCCUAAUUGCGAACCUUGGAUUCUUCAGAAAGUGCAAACAUAUUGGCUGUGUAGUCGAGCAACAGAUACGAAAUGUCGCAGCGUCCGUCUGUAGUGUGUUGGUGCGUGGAAUCGUCAAUGUUCAAGAGUACGGAGCAGCAAAUGGGCAGUUGACCUUUGAAAUUUCGGGCCCCAGAAAAAAUGGCUGCGAUUCCGCGCCCGGAUCAACUUCGGCAAUUCCCAACCUCGACUUUCAACUCCAACCAUCAGAUCAUACUUACGACACGAUCCAAAAAUUUAUAACAACCCGCAAUCCCAACGUAUUCCUAAUCCCCCAUACCCAAGCGAACCACGCAUAA
This is a messenger RNA of Pochonia chlamydosporia 170, 438 nucleotides long. RefSeq lists its product as hypothetical. The coding region runs from base 1 to 438 and encodes 145 amino acids. Lineage: Eukaryota; Fungi; Ascomycota; Sordariomycetes; Hypocreales; Clavicipitaceae. The record is from RefSeq and is a predicted model, not a curated record. The transcript has 4 exons.